GCAGUUUGGAUGAGAUUUGGAUAUGAUGUUACACUUGCAAACUGAAGGAUGAAGCCAAUUUAAACCACAAAACAAGUCCAUAUGGACAAUAUGUUGAGUUACAGCAAUGCAAACAUGCCUACAUAUGUGUUAUUCAACCAGCAAUGACACUUUCCACACAAAUGGAUGGAUACUUGGACUCCUGAGGAUAAACACAUGAAAAAAGCAGACGUCGGAACUACAAAUAUAUCUAUGUGAAGAUGUCUCCAGGGCUCUUUGGAGUGAUUUUAGUCAAUGCAAUGAUUGUGGGUAUAUGUGAACCAACUCAGUCUUGGUCAGACAGGGAGAAUAGAAGAUUAUUGCAGGAUUCACCUGACUCAAAUAUUCUGCUCCAAGAAGAUGCAGUGUACCAGUUUGUGAACACAUCUUUCAGUUUUGAACAAGCUUUGCGUUACUGCAGUGGUCAGUUCAGUGCCCUCACAACCUCAGGGGUUAAACAGGAUGAGACGGGGGCCAAGCAGUUGCUCUCUAAAUCCAACCUGACCGGCCCCAUUUGGUUUGACAAGAGACAGAAAUCGACUGCCCAUCCGGCAUUUUCCAUACAAACAUCAGUCCUCCCAGGCUUAUCUUUCCAGUCUAACGAUGGCUUUGCCAAAUUAAAAGCUUCUUUUCCAUCGCUGCCGGCGGUGAGUGUGUGCAUGCGCUUGCAGUGGGAUCCGUGGCACGAGAACAUUUCCACUGUGUUCUCCUACGCAGCGCCUGGUUUCAUCAAUGAAUUUCAGCUGCGCGGACAGAUAGAUGAGCCAAAAAAAAAAAAAUCACCAAAAAAAGUCAGACUAGCGCUUCUCAUUAAAGGACAACACCAUCCUUACAAAGCUGACCUCCCCCUUGAUAAAGACUGGCACCACAUUUGCGCCACCUGGCGCGCGAUUGAUGGAUUUUGGGCCAUUUAUGUGGACGGAAAAGAGGGCGAUUCGGCAAAGGAAAAUCUACAGCAAGCUAGUCCCAAGCCCAUCGACGGAAACGGGAUAUUUAUAUUGGGGCAAGACCAGGACACCUUUGGUGGGACAUUUACCGAGCCGUUUGUGGGAAACUUGACUGAUCUGAACAUUUGGGAUGUAGAUCUGAUGUUAAACCAGGUGCAAGCGCUGAAUGCAUGUUUACCACUGACCAAUCACAGAGCGAUCUUUAGAUGGCAGGACUGGAACCUCACUGUCAAUCCAUCUGUCAAGAAUGUGUCUGCAACACUAAACUGUCCAGGGUCCCUGAAUCAAACGCAGAUACAGAAAAAGGAAUGUAAAAUUUUGACUGGCUGGUUAGAUGAUCAUGCUCAGUACAGUACUGUCCCCUGCACACAAACACACACUUUCAUCUGCACAAUCAACAAAGAACGCUAUCUGAAGAUGAAGGAACUGCGAGAGUCAAUGAGUUCCAACCCAAGCCCCUUCAUGCAACAUCUUAUGCAGCUUGGCAUGACCACAGAGGAUAUACUGUCGGAUACUGUAGAUGGGCAGAGUUGGAACUCAGUUUCCCAUCUGUUAAAUGUGUCUGAGCAGGCUGUUUUAAAGGAACAGAAAAAUUUGGAGGGCAGGGACAUGAUCUCUCUUAUCCAUGUGCUUUCUCGUGCCGCUGAUCUGCCCAGUACAGCCAACCAGACCAGCCAUGAUGCAGAGAAACUCGGUCAGAGCUUCAUUACCCUGGCAGAUUCACUCAUCAGUCAGGACAAUGCCAGCAAAUGGAACAGCAUCAAAGAGGUAGUGAAGGGUCCGAUGGCUGUGAUACACACUGUAGACCGCAUGAUGAGCAACCUCAACUCUCUGCUCAUGGAGGACAAAGACAGUGUACAGAUUCAAAGCCAGCAUAUCAAGUUGCAGGUCCAACAGAAGAUUCUCUCUGAACGUUUUGAAGGUUCUGAUGCUUCUGCGUUUUGUGGAUCAGAUCUGGGAAAUCGUGACUGCAUCUCUGUACCAGCUGAAAAAAUGAAGGAACUUCAGAACAGGGGCUUCAAAAAGGUGACUAUGUUGAAUACAUGGUACAGCACAGUGAAAUGCCUUUCAGAAAGAGAGCAGAAGUUUAACUUUUCACCUAUAGUCACGGAUGGCCACCUCAGGUAUCGGGGAACAGUCUUGGGUUCGUCAAUCAUCUCCAGUACAGUGUUGGGAGAUGGACAGCCAAUCAGCAUGACCAUACACUUCACACUCCAGCACAGUGUGAGUCAGAACUCUUCAGUGAAUAUAACACCCACCUGUGCUUUUUGGGAUUUUGACCUGAUGCCAGACGGGGGAGGGUGGUCAACAAAGGGCUGUGCCGUCAUUUCCACUCAAGAUAACUCUACUUCCUGUUACUGUAAUCACACUACAAACUUUGCAAUGCUGUUGCUGAUAUAUGAUGUCAAUUGGAGUACACAAGAUGAGAUGCGCCUGCAGAGCUUUACUUUGAUUAGUUCUGGUGUGUCUCUAUGUGGACUGAUCCUCACAUUGAUUCUCUUUCUUGCUGUUGGUGUUCCAAAGUCAGAUCGCAUUACAGUUCACAAAAACCUGAUCAUGGCUCUGGCUGUGGCUCAGUUAUUGUUAAUAUCCAGUGACUGGGCCACUGGAAACCAGGAAGCCUGUUGGCUGGUGACAGCACUCCUUCAUCUGUUUUACCUAUCGUCUUUCUGCUGGAUGCUGGUGGAGGGGUUACUGCUCUGGAGUAAAGUUGUGUCUGUUAACAUCAGUGAGGAGAGGAGAAUGAAGCUUUACUACGUGCUGGGCUGGGGGCUGCCGGUUGCUAUAGUUGCUAUAACUUUGACAGCCUCGUUGAACCAGUAUAAAGCAGAGAAGUACUGCUGGCUGAACAUUCAGUCACAUGUCAUUUGGUCUUUUGCAGGGCCUGUGAUCUUUGUUUUGGCUGUCAAUUCUGUGGUGCUUUUUAGGGUUGUCAUGAUUACAGUGGCCAGUGCACGCCGCAGAGCAAAAAUGCUGACGCCCAGCUCUGAUUCAAAACUUCAAACACUGGAUCUUACUUGGGCAGCAACCCGUCCAGUGCUGAUCUUGUUGCCAGUGUUAGGUCUGACCUGGCUGUGCGGUGUGUUGCAACACUUAUCUAUUGUUCUGACCUAUCUGUUCAUCACACUCAAUGCUUUUCAGGGCCUGUACAUUUUUUUGGUGUAUGCAGUUUACAACAGUGAGGUGCGGAGCGCUAUAAGAAGAAUUCAGGAGAAACGGAAAGCCUUGUCGUUUACAAACUGCUCUCAACCUGUCAGCUUCUUGCCCUCUCAAAAAUCUGCCAGUGGCUCAUGGGUUCACAGCCUGCCAACUCAGUCCAGUCGAGAGAGCAGUGAGAGCGGCACUCCCAUCACCAGCUCCACAGUCAACUCUCUGGUCUUUAAGAAUGAGCGUUAUAAAGAUGAAAGCACUGUGAGUUUCUCAUUAAAACAAGCCAACAAAAGUCAGGUGGUUCAGCUUACAGCCUUUAAGCCCUCAGACUGUUAAAGAGAAGACUACGCUACACAGGCUCAAGCCAUAUCCUGGGAUGAAGACAUAACUCCAUAUGUGGUGCAACACACACACACACACAAAGAGCAGCUUGAGAAAGCUCUGCCUCCCCCACAGAUCUCCGGCUCUAUCAUUCCCAGCGCUGAAUCUCUCUAAAACAUUAAACAAGUGUUUUAGUAACUGUUCAUAAGAAUGCACCCAGCAGGACACAUAAAGACCUCUCAGUGUCACGUGUUUGAUCAUUUUAGAUGUCUUGAUAAUGUUGCAUAUGUUGUGACAGCACAGAAGCUCAUAGAACUAAGAAUGGAGCAUAUAUUUCACAUUGUUAAUCAUGACCAGACAACAGAUUUAUGUUGUUAGUGAUCGUCAGUGGACUGUGCAAAAUAACACUAUAUCAUUUCAAACUGUAAACAACAUUACAGUUUAUAAAAAAUGAAAUAAGGUGUUUUUAACAAAGACUUUAGAUCUAUGCUCGAAUGCUCCAAGUGUACUUGUUUGACACUGACUAUGUGAACAUUGUCUUAUCACAACAAGCAAAUGACACGUCAAGCCUUUUCGACAUUUAAUCACAUGCAGGAUAUGAAUUAUAGAUAUCUGUAAUUAAGUUUUCACUAGCAAUGGAAUUUCUACUAGUAAAAAUUGUAAUUCUUGAAUUCUUAAUUCUAUGAAAAGUGAUGUCAUUACACAAGGAAAUACAUACUUUUUAGGUAACAAUUUUUUUUUUUUUUUUAAAUAUCAAUAUUACAUUGUUACAAGUGCAAAUGCCUCUUUACUGAUAUAAAAAAAUUGGAUUACAACUAGUAUUUUGAAGUGCAUUUUUAGCUAAGGAUAAUAUUUUUGUUUAUCACUAGCGGCAAUGUUCAUUUCAGAUAUAUUUAAUGUUAUUGUAGCAAGUGAGAAAGCCUUUUAUUUUAUCUUUAAUUACUCUGCAGUUUAUUGUUAUAUUUCUGGAUAUUUGAAAUAUCAAAUCUAACAUAAUGAAAUAAAUGUACAGAUAUAAAAAAUAUGCAUGUUUGCAUCUAUUCUAAUUCAACUGUUGAUAUUUGGAAUGGAUAUUUGUGUCAAUGUAAUUAAUAAUUUCAAAAAUUAGAAUUUUCACUAUGAUGAAGUACACCGUUGAUUUGUGUAGUUGCAUAGAUAUCUGUAAUUGCAUUUUGAUCAUUGUGAAGUUUUACUAUUUAAAAUGCAGUUACAGCUAUCAAUAAUUAUUUUAUUAGAGGAAAUUACAUUUUUAUAUCAACAGGUAUUUUCAUGAGUAAUAAUGUCAUUUUUUGGAUGUUAAAAAUGACAGUUUUUACUAGUGCAAACGUAAUUACAGGUAUCAAGAAUGAGCAUUUUAACUAGUAAAAAAUGUAAUUGUCAAUAUAUAUAAUGAAUUACCUGCAUGUGAUAUAAUGUCGAAACGGCUUGCAAUACAAACAAGUGUAAUAUACAAACACAAAAUGUCCAUAAAUUCUGGAAAUUUGCCUUGAUAGCUUGUUAUGUUUAUUUAAUGGAAUACUUUGUUGUCUGUCAUGUGCUAUAAUCCUACUACACUAAAUCAUUUUAUUCUAAUGGGCAUUCACUAUUGUUAUAAAAAACUGCAGUACCACUUUUUUACUCUUUCAAUUAUAACUAAUGUUGGUGUUUAUGUGAAAGUGUGUAUCUCUGUAGUCAUUUAUGAAUACAAAAAUUCACAAGAAAAACUACAUGAAAUUAUGUUAAUUUCAAAAAGGUUUCAGACCGUCGGAGCUUACCAUAAUUUCAUUUAGUUUUCUGUGGUUAUAGAAAAGUAUCUUUUUUUUUUAAAUAAUACAAUGAAAUCUAUAAAUUACAACAACAAAAUAAAAUGUAUAAAAAUUAUGAUCUUAAAUGUUUCAAAUGGAUUUCAAAAGAUGCACUCACUUUUCUGAGCUCAUACGAGUAACAAAAUGUGUAAAUGACCUUCCUAUAACCUCUUUUUAUUGCCGUACUGAAGAAACACUAAAAAAAGAGCCCAUUCAAAGUAAGAUUGCUUCUAGACUGCCACACACACACACACACACACACACACACACACACACACACACACACACACACACACACACACACACACACACACACACACAGAGUCAUCAAGUCAUUUUUCAUGAACUGCAGCAUGUAUUUUAUUUGGAUUAUUGUGACCAAUUUCUUUUCAGUUAAAUGGAAAAACAAUAAAUGUGUAAUCUAUGUAAAAAUGUGCUUUAACUAUCUCAGUUGUUCAUCGCUUGUACAUGUUGAUGAUAAUUGUUUCA
This is a messenger RNA of Xyrauchen texanus (razorback sucker), 5710 nucleotides long. RefSeq names its product adhesion G protein-coupled receptor D2 (gene adgrd2). Gene Ontology annotation, cellular component: membrane. The record is from RefSeq and is a predicted model, not a curated record. The coding region runs from base 240 to 3452 and encodes 1070 amino acids. The transcript is spliced from 26 exons. Gene Ontology annotation, molecular function: G protein-coupled receptor activity. Gene Ontology annotation, biological process: cell surface receptor signaling pathway; adenylate cyclase-activating G protein-coupled receptor signaling pathway. Lineage: Eukaryota; Metazoa; Chordata; Actinopteri; Cypriniformes; Catostomidae.